GUUAUACGGUCUGCCUGCCUCUCUCAGCGCCUUUAUCCUCCACUGCGCCUUUCCCAUCACUUCCCUGAGACUAGAGGGCGCCGAGGAAAACCCCGACUAGUUGUAGAGUAGGUGGUAAGUCCCCACAGAGUGCCCUGAGGGGUGGGAGAAGAUAGCGCGGGGAGAGGGACCACCAAACAAGGAGGAGAAGUUGGCCGAGCGCACUGCACGGCAGAGGAGCAGAGAUGUCCGUGUCUGGACCGCAGAACGGAGUGCUGGAGGACAAAGACAACCUCAUAGAACUCUUCGUCAAGGCCGGCAGUGAUGGAGAGAGCAUCGGGAAUUGCCCCUUCUCACAGAGACUGUUUAUGAUCUUGUGGCUGAAAGGAGUCGUGUUCAAUGUGACGACAGUUGACUUAAAGAGAAAACCAGCAGAUUUACAAAAUCUUGCACCUGGAACACACCCGCCAUUUAUAACCUACAACCAUGAAGUAAAGACUGAUGUGAAUAAGAUCGAAGAGUUUUUGGAAGAAGUGCUCUGCCCUCCAAAGUACCGCAAGUUGGCAGCAAAGCACCCCGAAUCUAACACAGCUGGCAUGGACAUAUUUGCUAAGUUUUCCGCAUACAUCAAGAAUUCCCGGCCUGAUGCCAAUGAAGCUCUAGAAAGAGGGUUGCUGAAAACUCUGCAGAAGCUUGAUGAGUACCUGAACUCUCCCUUACCUGAUGAAAUCGAUGAGAAUAGUAUUGAAGAUGUUGCAGUUUCCAACCGGAAAUUUUUAGAUGGCGAUGACAUGACUUUAGCGGAUUGCAACCUCUUGCCAAAGCUUCAUAUAGUAAAGGUGGUGACUAAAAAAUACAGAGACUUCGAUAUCCCUAAAUCAAUGACUGGGAUCUGGAGAUAUCUGAGCAGCGCGUACAGCAGAGACGAAUUCAUCAACACUUGUCCAUGUGAUCGAGAGAUAGAAAUUGCAUAUGCAGAUGUAGCCAAAAGGCUCACCAAGUGAACUGUGCUUUCUAACCAAACGGGGCCUUAAUCCACAAGUUUUUCUUAGGAGAGUCUCAUGGGAAAAAUAUUACUGUCCCCCUUAAAAAAACAAAACAAAAAAAAAAAAAAACGUUAUUUUGAAAGUAAGCGGUAUAAAUCUACAUUUUCAUUUUUCCCAUUUUAGUGCAAAAUUUAUUUGUUGUGAUCUGAGUUAUUAGGUUGCAAAAAUUAAUACUGUUGCCAAGUAUAGUACUAAACUAAUGCAGUCCCCUUAAAGGGGUUGUCUCAUCUGGAUAAUUAUGGCAUGUUCACAACACUUAAUUGGCUAUUUUCGGAACUCCCUUAGAAGCGAAUGCAGAGAGCCACGCAUGUGCGGUUACCUCUCCAUUCAAAGUGGUGUGAGGCGUAGAUAGGAGUGGGUGGUGGAGAUGGAACCCGCACCUGUCAGGCAUUUGUCACUUGUGGAUUCGCCAUUAAUGGUCAGAUGGAAAUACCCCUUUAAUACUUUCAAAGACUCUUGAUUCAAAGUGACCUAGUUAAGGUUAAUCUAUAGAUUUCUGUGCAAUCCUCUAGCCCUCAGUCACUAACUGUCCAUACAGAUGAGUUGCUGUGCCAUACUAGUUCUCAUCUUUUACAUCCUUUUAUUAGUAACAAUGUGCCAUCAUGACAUAGUAAUAUCUAAACCUCAGAUAUUGGAUUUUGUGUAACUAGAAAUAUAUUUAUCCCUUUAAGUAAGAGUAUAUAUUGUUUCAUAUUGUACAGUUUAUAAAGAUAUAUUAUUUUAGGUUUGCAAUAAUUAAGGCCACCGUAAUGAAGAUCUUGUAUACCCAUGACCUGAUGUGGCAUCAUGUCUCAAAAUAUCCUCCUUUAAAGGGGUUGUCCCACAACUACAACUUAUCCCCUAUCCACAGGAUCCUGGGGAUCUGACUGCUGGGUCCCCUGCCAAUCACUAGAAUAGGAGCCUGUGUUUCCCUGAUUGAAAGCAGCAUGCAUGUCUGU
Molecule: messenger RNA, 1963 nt
Organism: Bufo bufo (common toad)
Lineage: Eukaryota; Metazoa; Chordata; Amphibia; Anura; Bufonidae
Gene: CLIC4
Product: chloride intracellular channel 4
Exons: 6
Coding region: 225-983 (252 amino acids)
Source: RefSeq, a predicted model, not a curated record